AGCGACGAAAUCUAUGAGAAUAUCAUUUCUAAGAAGAAGAAGAAGGCUAAAAACUAGCAUCACCAAAAUAGAAAUCGAGACCCCUCCUCUCUACAGCAAGCUCCACGAAGAAAAUUCUACUACGUUCUCGAGUGAUUGAAGCAUUUGUUGGAUUGGCUAAGAAAAUACUACGAAAAUUGAGGGUCAUGAACAUGUAAUAUUUAUGGGGCAACACACCGCGUGUACAAUGCAUAGCAGAUUUCUUGACUACGAGGACGCCGCGACUCGGAACCGCUGCCGCUCUCGGCGACGCGCGCGUUGUCCUGCAAGCGAAUAGCGUUGUCCAUUUUGUCAUAAUCCGUGAAAAUAAGGAAAGAAAUUCUAUUCAUGGUUUGUUAUUAAUAUCCCUCGUCUUACUGUAAGUGUUACUCCUUGCGCAAUAUGAAUUACGCAAACGUGAUGUUUCCCACAACAUCCAAUUCUGGUAAAGAUGAUUAAUACGCAAGAAACAAAAGCACACCACGCUCCGCAGCUAGGCGAACAAGUGACUCCAUAUCAAUGUCUACUUCGACUGUCACUGUUGGUCGUUAAAUAAUAUAUAAAAACGCGCUUCCUCGAUUUAAGCUAAACGAGAACACACUUUUCGCUGCGCGGCGGCCACGCGGGUUCUGUUUGCGCAAAAAGGUCUUCGUGAGGGACAGAGAACGUAGAUGACAUCAAGACAGAGGUUUUUGCCGCUUUGUUGGCUCCUCAUUGCUGAGGUGAAAAUCUCGUCUAUAUUUUCGGUACGGCAUAAGAAUUGGCGCAAUUCUCAAAUAUUCACAAUGAAUUGCGCUACACUCUUAUAGACGGAAAACCAUUACUCACACUCAAAAACCAAGCACAAAAAUUAAAGCUUAAUACCUAGCACGAGUCUGGCUUAAAUGGAGAAAAUUCCACUCCGAUUUUCACGGUCAAGGCUAUAUCUAUAACCUUGAGCGCCAUACAGAAGCUACCGCCUUCCUCUUUCUUGAACUUUUAGGGUACAUCCGUGAAAAUUGAGUGUGGAAGCAGUAACCCGAGCGCUUUGCUGGCUGUUCGUAACUGCUGGAUAAGACACGGAAGCCUGCAGAGAGAACAGCGACGCAACAGCAGAGAUAUUUAAAAAGUGAACGAGUCAAUCGUCUCGGUUCCAACAUGGUUUUCCUUCUAUAACUACUUCAGUAUCAAUUUGGUGAAACUGCGAGAGAACUACAUUGCUAUCUAUGUCAAUUAUACUAGCGAAAGUAGUACUCGAGAAGAUGUAGCGCAAGAGCUCUUACUCCUACAGACCAACAGCUCGGACACGCAGUUAGUAAACUGGUGUUAUCUGUACACAAUUGAGACCGAAGAUAUUUUCGGAGCUAGUGGGCAUCGGAGGAGGGUCUGCCCUUCCCUUGCUGUAGUCCUUUAAUUAUGCGCUUAUUCUCCUACUUUUUAUAGUUGUACUCGGUCCUUGUGGAAGUAGUAGUAGAUUAUAGAAGAUGAUAAAGCAUUAUGGUGGAAAUUACUUAAAUAAGUACGUAUACGUUGAUGAAUUCAAACUCGUUGUGAUGUCAUAAAUUUUGUUGAUGAUACGUAUGUCGUACUAUUAAGUAUUUGUUUACUUUAGGAUGUAAGUAGUUAUUUUUGUUGCGCUAGCAGUAUCCAUGCCGCCACGCGAUGCCGAGUGCGACGUAACUACACCGGUCGUGCGUGAUUAAUGGGCUUCCUCGGACUGGUUUGUGCCUAAAGUUGAAAAACGAUAAGGAGUUAUUUACGCUAUGUAUGGAAUAUUUGUUCUGUCAUCCUAUAAUAAGAUGAGGGCUUAAUAAUGAUAUCGUAUGAUCCCGCUCAACAGUUUCACAGAUGAAUCAGAUGAAGAAUCACGCGGACGCGCAACAUGUAAUUUGUCAUUAUAGAUACUAUUGAUAUUGAAAGUGAUUCUUGUUCUCUCCCCUUCCACUUUCAGCUUCCCCUAGAACAGAUGGAAGGUCGUUGUUGCCUGGAAGCUGCGAGUGUGAACGAUAGAGUCACUGAUGCUAAUCUAUAAACUAGACAUGUCUAAAUGUAAAUCUACUACAUGUAGAAGGCUGAUCUCUACUUUCUUGCGUCUUAUCUUUGUCCGUGUUCCACACUGAAACAGGCUGCCGCCUAAAGUCUUCACUUUGUCCGUGUCGAACUUCUGUGUUACCCUCUCCUUGAUGCGCGUUGCUUUUAUCUGUUGAGGCUCGUGGCUUUGGUUCGAGUGAAUAAAAAAUGACAUCUGUACUGAAGCUUCUGGGAGUUUAACGCCCAAAAUUUGAGUGCAGAAGCAUGAUGAUGCGAGUUGAGUUAGUGGCUUGAUUACUUAUAUUAAGCAGCUAAAAGCAAAAAAAUCCAUCUGAUGGAUUUUUACGUAACCUCCUCCAAUACCCGAAAACUGGUAACUCCCCCUUUGGCUUAGCGGUGUGCUGCAAAUCUUGACUGGCUGCUUCCUUACCUUUUAUAAGGUUGGGGCUUGGGUCCAGCGACGCCUAAAGCACUAGAGGAGAGAAACCUGCUAGCUUUCCCUCUAUCCUUAGGCUUAUCCCUUCCAACAAUGCAUGUAGAAGGUUGACGUCAAGAAAAUUGUCAUUGAGAAUAGAGAAAGAACAGGUGCAACUGCGUACUCCUGCCUGGAGUUGUUUUUAGGUUCCUUUUCAUUUUGAUGGUUAGUAGGUGCUCACCGUGAAAAUGUUGAAGGAACGAAUCCACUCUCUCGCCCAACUCGUUGCCUAUUGAAGGACCACGAUAGGCGCUAGCAUGGAGGUAACUACAGCUCUGGCAUGCACGGUCGUGAUAGACGAUGGACAACAUGGACAUCAAGCAGAAAAUGCAUGGUAAAUGCUAAAGCUAAUAUCCUUCGCAAUUUGGUCACUAAGAUUGAUUAGUGAACUCUAUAUAUUAUGUUUUAGGGCUGCACGCCCCCCCCUUUGGUAUGGUAUCCCUCCCAUAUAAGAAUGGAUGCUAUUGCCAAGACUAGUGCUUCCUAAAAAUGCAAAGUUGUCCGAGCUAGCCGUUUUAGUUUUCCUCGGGGAUGGGGAUUGUAUGAAUCUGGUUCGUUCUGGGGCAUCUUCGCAAAAACAAAAUGAAUGAGUGUCAGCCGUGACUUUGCGUUUCUUGAAAAGAGGAGUAGGAAUCCACUUUGUUUAGGGGAUGAUUCGCGCAACUCUUGGCAAGAAGAAAGCUUCGAAGCAUUUUGUAUCUAUUCCAUCCAUUUCCUUUCCCGUGUAGAAAGAGCAAGAGGUGGAUAUCGAUAUAAUCUUCUUUAUCGGCUUAGGUUUUACAAUGGAAAAUAGACCAGGUUGUUAGCACACGACCAAGUUCGGUUGCCAUUUUCGCAAAUACAUGAGGUGACAGAACAUUUUGUUGUUGUUUUGUACCAAAAUCGUAAUUGCUAGCUCCUUCUUACUUUUUCAAAUGAUUGAUAAUUGAAUUGUUUGAGAAGUGUAGUAGACCACCCCUCGGUUGUGUCCGUCUAAACCAUAAGCUAAACCAUGAGAGUAGUCAAGAAAUGACGUUUUUUUGCUUCUGAAGAAUCGAGCAAUCUCCACUUGAGAGCGAUCGAGUUUACUUUCGCAAUCCAUUGAUCCACGAUGAAGAAUUAUGAUGGAAAAUAGCUAUCCAUGUUAAUGUUUCAACAUUAACAUUAUCGCAACAAUUGUUCUUGAUGUUGAUAUUCUUUUUUAUCAAUUUCACCAAACUCAAUCCCUCCAAUAAUUAUGUCAUGAGUCAGGUGCUGCAAGGCGUGCCCUUCUAUGUGCAAUGCAACCUUGCAAUUUCCUGUGACUCCGGAGCCUUGCUUAUACUAGCGGGCGCUUCAUCCGGGCAGAGGGAAGGAAAGUAUAGCCAUAAAUAUGAGAAGACCAACGCAGCUGCGUACAUUGGCAACCUCAAGAACCAUGAUCAUUCCAAACAUAAGAUGUGCAAGUUUGAUUUUAUGAUCGUCCAAGUGAUCACAUUAAAGUAAGUCUAUAUAGUCGCCCCCUAUAUCGACGAAGGGCAUGGCCUCACUCACUUGUGUGGGCGAGACUGCUGCGAAACGGCCAAGAGAGCCCACUUUUAGUGCAGCCCGCGUUGCAAGUCUAUCCAUCUAUCCGUAGUCUAUAUCGACGAACAUGGCCAUCAUCCAUUACGAACCAGGUCGCGAAGAUCAUUGUAAGAACUACUUAUAACAGAAUAUAUAUGUACUUAUAUAAAUAACCACCUUGAGCGAAAAGGAGAUAGUGAUCGCACCUUGUCGUGCAGGCCGAUCAUUGGAUUUUUAGAGAGGAGAAUUCCAAGAUCAUGAUGGAUCCAUCAAGCUGGGUGUGAAUUUCUGUGGUGUUGAUGUCGUGGGUUUGAUAUUCCUGUCGACGUUUCUGAACUCUGGGUUAUUCUCAGGUAUACGUAAUCAGAGCCGCCCGCGCAGAGCAGUAGAGCGUAGCC
This is a messenger RNA of Amoebophrya sp. A25, 4425 nucleotides long. The record is from the annotation of a GenBank genome assembly. Lineage: Eukaryota; Dinophyceae; Syndiniales; Amoebophryaceae.